AUGGGGAACAAAGUAUAUAUCAUAAAAUCUGCAGACAACUCAAUUUUCAAUUAGAAUCAACCACUAGAAGAUUAAUUUGACAGUCUAGGAGGAUAAUCUUUCCCUCAUAUCGAUCGAGUUGAACUUUAUAAAUUAAAAAGAGAGAAUACUAAAUAUGCUACAAUCUUUGAAAAAAGACAUUCGAAUACUGCAACUGAUGAUGAAGGUCCAUUGCUAGAACUUCAUGAAUAACUUAUGCUUCUUAAACAUAGCCAUCUGGUUAAAUACUAUGGUCUUUGUAUUGAUCCUAAUCUAACUACGAAUUUAUAAAUGAGCAGAUGGUUUUAUGAGGCUGUGUAUAAAACCUUAAAAUAGGUGUGUGGACAUCAUUUUUCAAAUAAGAGUUACAUUCCAGAAAGACAAUUAUGGAAGAGCCUUCACGAAAUAUUAUUAGCCUUACAUUUUCUCGAUGCAAGAUAGAAAUGGCAUACUCACAUUUAACCUGAUUCGGUCUAUUUGGAUAAAAACGAUUCUAUCAAACUGAUUCCCAAAGGAGUUUUAAGACUUAUGAGUGGAUAUCAAGUUGUACUUACAGGAAAAGGAUAAGCAUUGCUAUCUCCUUAAUAGAUGGAAGGUUUGAAAUAAAAGCUAGAAAUUCCAAUUCAUGACAUUCAAAAGUCUGAUGUUUUUUCAUUAGGAAUGACAUUCUUGGAGUUGAUGACAUUAAAGGAUAGUUUUGAGUGUUAUAAUUAUGAUCUUCAUAAUCCAUACAUUAAAGAAUAAAUAUUUUAGGAGAGACAAUUAGAAGUUUAACAUAUAGGAUAUUCGACUGAUUUAGUCAGAAUAGUCUUGACUAUGUUAUAAUAUGAAGAAAUAGACAGGCCAACCUUUCUUGAAUUAUUAAACUCACAUGAAGUUACCUAGAAUCUAGAACACUCAAGAAAUAAUCAUUUGCAGCCAACUACUCACACUCCUAAACAAGAAUUAAAGAUCUUUUAAAAUAGAUUCCCAUCAAAUUCUUCAAAUUUAGAAUUAGUUUAACCAAGCAUCCCUAUUACUAAUAAUCAAUAAUAAAUACAGUCAUCUCCUAUUAGGAUAUAAUCAUAAGUAGUUCCUCCUUAAUAUUUACCUAUCAAUAAUCCUAAGUAGCAAGAAGCAGAUCGUUUAAGAUAGGAGUAGAUUUUAAGAGAGUAAUAAAUUUAAUAGCAUUUACAAUUAUAAUUAAGAUAAUAAUAAUAAUUAUUACAACAAUAAUAAUAAUAAUAACAAUAAUAACAACUAUUAAUUGAGUAACAAUCACAAUAAAUACUUCUUUAUUAAUAAUAAUUAAAUAAUUUAAAGAACCUAGCACCUUAGCCUAAAUUAAAGGAACAGUAAGCUCCGUAAUUACAGGAUUAUAUGAUACAACCAUUACCUACGCCACCAAUUAUUUUAGAUCCUAAUGCAAGAAAUUCAACUGUCGAUGAGUUCUAGGAAAGCCAAGAGCUCAAAAAUAGAAUAAAUUCAGCUUUAGCAUUAUCAAGAUAAGCUAUUAAUAAAUAUAAAUGA
Molecule: messenger RNA, 1527 nt
Organism: Paramecium tetraurelia
Lineage: Eukaryota; Ciliophora; Oligohymenophorea; Peniculida; Parameciidae
Exons: 2
Biological process (GO): protein phosphorylation
Molecular function (GO): protein kinase activity; ATP binding
Source: RefSeq, a predicted model, not a curated record